AUGUCAGACAGAGAGAGGAGCCGCUCGAGGACCCGCAACGGGUCUAGGGAGCCGGCACCAAAGCCUGCGGUCAUGUCUCGUGGCCAUAGCCGAAGCCGGUCGCGCACGCCUCCCCCGCCAAAAGCGUCCAGUAGGAAGUACAGAAGCCCGUCCCGCUCGAGGUCGGGCUCGGCGCGCCGCUACCGCGCCAGCCGCUACUCGCGCUCCCGCUCCCGCUCGUACUCCCCGCGCGGCUCCUACCGCCGCUCACACUCGCAUAGCCCGAUGUCGUCACGUAGACGGCAUCUCGGUGAUCGGGUGAGGCUUUUGGAAAAUCCUACGCCAUCGAGAUGUCUCGGAGUGUUCGGCCUCAGUCUCUACACUACUGAACAACAAAUUCAUCACAUAUUUUCAAAAUUUGGACCAGUUGACAAAGUUCAAGUUGUCAUUGACGCCAAGACUGGACGCUCCCGCGGUUUUUGCUUCGUGUAUUUCGAGUCCCAGGACGACGCUAAGGUGGCGAAGAACGAGUGUACCGGCAUGGAGAUAGACGGACGGCGCAUACGAGUAGACUACUCCAUCACACAGAGGGCGCACACACCCACACCCGGGAUAUACAUGGGGAAACCCACGCAUGUACGAGGAGAUAACGGCUACGAUAGACGCAGGGACAGAGAUCCCGCCCACAGCGACUACUACUACCGCGGCGGCGGGUACCGCGAGCGCGAGCGCGACUACUACCCGCGCGGCUACCGGCACCGCUCGCCCUCGCCGCACUACCGCCGGCGGCGCUACGACCGCGAGCGCUCCUACUCGCCGCGUAAGUCUUACUACCACCCCUAG
This is a messenger RNA of Danaus chrysippus (African queen), 822 nucleotides long. NCBI's taxonomy places the organism in Eukaryota, Metazoa, Arthropoda, Insecta, Lepidoptera, Nymphalidae. The record is from the annotation of a GenBank genome assembly.